This is a messenger RNA of Trametes versicolor FP-101664 SS1, 2233 nucleotides long. RefSeq lists its product as uncharacterized. Lineage: Eukaryota; Fungi; Basidiomycota; Agaricomycetes; Polyporales; Polyporaceae. The coding region runs from base 1 to 1803 and encodes 600 amino acids. The record is from RefSeq and is a predicted model, not a curated record. The transcript is spliced from 5 exons.
AUGAAGAACAUACACAAACGCUUCUACACCGUCCUUCCGCGCCCCGUUGCCGUUGCUCCCGCCGCAUCGACCUCGCAACUCCCUCGCGUGCGCUCGAAUUCCGCAUCGUCCGCCCGCUCCCUUUACACCUCCACCCACCUCUCUUUCCUGGAUGGCCAAGCACCCCCACCACCUCCACCAAGCACUCGCGGGAACUCCAACAUCAUCGUGGGCACCCGCCUCGCUGCAGAGGCCCGCGGCGAGAUCGAAGGUCACACCAAUCACCCCUCCUCUCAGGGGCAGAACGGCCACCUCCCGUACUCAAUAGCGCUCACCCUCGGCCAAUCCGAAGCUUCGUCUCAUCUACCACUCUCUGCAUACAACCCGUUCUUGCCCUACCAAUCUCUAUCUCCGCUGCUUGUUUACUCCGCUAAAUCCGCGGAACCCCCAGCUCCGGAACACCGUACGAAGCGUCAGCGGACGCGUUACCAGCUCGAUGUUGGUGCCUAUGGCAUUCCGAAGCGGUCAAGAGGCCAGUUUGUAGCCGGUCGCGACGGACACGGUCGCUUCGCCGCAGGCGAUGGUCGGCCGGAGCACAAUCAGGAGGAGCUUGGCCGUGCCGUACAGGUGGGAGAGGACGCCUACUUCGUCAGGGACAACGCGAUGGGCGUGGCGGACGGCGUGGGCGGGUGGUCAAAGUUGCGACGAACAGCCAAUGGCGCAGAGCCUUCCGCCAGUGCGCUCUUCGCCCGGCGGUUAAUGCACUUCUGCUCGGAGGAGGUCGACGCUGCGAGCGAGCAGCAGGAGCAAAGUGCCGACCUGCUUUCGGACGCUGAGGACGACAUCUUUGCCGACCUCGAGGAUUCAUUAGAGGAGCUCGAGGACGGCCUGGACGUUCUCAUGAUACUCGAAAAGGCCUACGAGAAGACCCUGCGAUCGCACGUCUGUCGUGCGGACCAGAGCCCAUCAUCAAGCAGGUCGCAGUCCCCACCAGAACGAGAGUCACCUCCCACACCCAUCGCGACCUCAGCAGCUCAGCCGCAGUCAUCGAGCACACAAGCACAGGCCCCUGCGGUGAUUGCUGAGUGCGCCAGCGAGGUCGUGCCCCUUUUCCAGGGAUCGUCCACGGCGCUUGUAGCUAUUCUGGAGCAUCCUUCGCCGCGGUCGAUCAAGUCAUUCGGCGAUGCGCCGCUGUUCGAUCCACAGCCUGCGUCCACAACGCCCAUCGACGAUGAGAAGCAGGCGGGCGGCGCCGUCAUCCGGAUCGCGCACUUGGGCGACUGCAUGGGCAUGCUCGUCCGUGGCGACAACAUCGUUUGGCGAACGGAGGAGAUGUGGUGGGGCUUCAACACCCCCGUGCAGCUGGGCCCUGCAUCGUCAACCAAGCCUCAAGAUGCACGCGUGUUCACAGUUCCAGUAGAGGAGGACGACAUUCUCAUCCUCGCCUCCGAUGGGCUAAGCGACAACCUCUGGGAUGCGGACAUCCUCGACGAGGUCGUGCGCUUCCGCCACUCCUUCAUGGGCUCUGGCGCUUCGACGCCAGCCGCGGACUCGCCCGGCGCGUCCCCAGCAACGACUGCGUUUCGUCGCAGCACACUCGCGGGCAUGCUCAGCGAGGCGCUAUGUUCCCGCGCAAAGCGCGUUUCGGAGAUCCGGGGUUCGCGAAAAUCCUCGUCCCACGCCCAGAAUGCGAACGAGCCGAAGGUGCAGGUCGAGCUCGAGGUGCCAUUCGCCAAGCGGGCGCGCGAGCAGGGCCGGUUGUUCGACGGAGGGAAGCCAGAUGAUAUCUCGGUGCUCGUCGCAGUCAUUUCCCCUGUAAGGUAGAGUAGAUCGCCCGGAUGCGCGCGCUUUUGUGCCUCCGCCUCCGUGCAGUUCCGAUGCCCCGAUUUCUUGCAUAUAUGCGUGCCUUUUCCCACUGUAUGCACUCCUCCGUCCCUCACGUGUCUCAUUUCUCCUCUGCGCAUGUUUCCUGCAUCUAGUUAUGUCUUCACAUCCCCACACAUCAGCAUAUCUUAUCUCCUUGCGACCCCCUCCCACCCCCAUUCGGCUUCCCGAUCUCACUCUCGCUCAAACUGACGCAUUCCAACCACCAAUCAAGCGCAUACAUUCCGUUUAAACUCUCGUUACAUCUAUUUUAUUCCGUCCUCGCACUCGUUCCCAAACAUCCAACAUCUCCCCGUCUCAACACCAAACGCGUCUCGAAGCGCAUUUUCUGUACAGUGUAGAGUUACUCACUCAGUAGGACGGUUGUGCG